Messenger RNA from Impatiens glandulifera, 2426 nucleotides. RefSeq names its product rhamnogalacturonan I rhamnosyltransferase 1-like. The record is from RefSeq and is a predicted model, not a curated record. The transcript is spliced from 8 exons. Gene Ontology annotation, cellular component: cytoplasm. NCBI's taxonomy places the organism in Eukaryota, Viridiplantae, Streptophyta, Magnoliopsida, Ericales, Balsaminaceae. The coding region runs from base 496 to 1974 and encodes 492 amino acids.
GAUUUCAUUUUUGAACCAUUGAUUUAUCUCUCUCUAUUUCCACAGCCGACACCCUCCGGAGAAUUCAGAGCUUUUUCGCCGGAGAAAUAUUCCGAUCACGUCGCCGGAGUAUCUUAUCUAUGAACAUUCGUCGGAAGACCGUACACUUGCUUCAGUGACUGUCUUUCGUUAAAAGCGGACUGAUUCUCGUAAUUUCCGCGGAAAGUAGCCUUUUCUCUGCAAUUUGAGGAAGAAAUCUUUGAGUAAAUUCAGAGAUUUGUUGUUUGAAUGCUUUAACGGAAGGAAAUUCACACGUUUAUUAUUAAUUGUUGUUGCUUUGGUAAUGUUUAGAUGAGAUUUCACCUAAUUCUCUCUACUACACGCGUUUUUAUUUGAGUCUGAAAUUAUCAGCAAUCAAGGUUGGAUUUAUUGGGAGAUAUAUCUGUGCUGAUUUCCGAUUGUUCUGUUUCGAUCAGUAUGUUUAAGGGAAGCAGAUAGUGGAGGAGAAGAUCAGUGAUGGGACUGAAGACACUGAGUAGAGUGGAGAAGCUGAAGAGCUCGAUCUUCUCCAGGUCCAGAAUGAAGCUCUGGUUGUUUAGGGCAACAAUGUCGGUGAUGUUGUGGACAUGUUUAAUUCAGUUUGUGGCAUUAGGAGAGAUAUGGGGACCUAGGGUUUUGAAAAGUUUUCCUUCUUGCUUUUCUCAUGAUUCUUCUUCUUCUUUGGAUGUCAAGCUUCCGGUUGCCAUUCCGGCGAAGGUAUUGCCACCAAAAAGAGUAUAUAAGAACAAUGGCUACUUAGUUGUUUCAUGCAAUGGAGGACUUAAUCAAAUGAGAGCAGCUAUUUGUGAUAUGGUUGCAAUAGCAAGAUAUUUAAAUGUGACAUUGAUUGUUCCUGAACUCGACAAGACUUCUUUCUGGGCUGAUCCUAGCGAGUUUAAAGACAUAUUUGAUGUUGACCAUUUCAUAAUGUCGUUGAGAGAUGAGAUUCGCAUAUUGAAAGAAUUGCCUCCUAGACUUAAGCAAAGAGUUGAGCUUGGAAUGAUGUAUACAAUGGCACCAGUUAGUUGGUCAGACAUUUCAUACUAUCAUAAUCAGAUACUUCCAUUGAUAAAGAAAUACAAAGUUGUUCAUUUAAAUAGAACUGAUGCCCGGUUAGCCAACAAUGGGCAGCCUUUGGAAAUUCAAAAGUUGCGUUGUCGAGUAAAUUUCAGUGCCCUACGAUUCACACCUCAAAUAGAGGAGCUAGGCAAAAGGGUUAUUCGGAUUUUAAGAGAAAAUGGUCCAUUUCUCGUUCUUCAUCUCAGAUACGAAAUGGACAUGUUAGCAUUUUCAGGUUGUACUCAGGGCUGCAACGUUGAAGAAGUUGAUGAGUUGACUCGGAUGAGAUAUGCUUAUCCAUGGUGGAAAGAGAAAAUUAUAAAUUCUGAUUUGAAGAGGAAAGAUGGUUUAUGUCCAUUGACACCUGAAGAGACGGCUCUCAUUUUGAAGGCAUUGGAUAUCGAUAACAAUACGCAGAUUUAUAUUGCAGCUGGAGAAAUAUAUGGUGGUGAAAGGAGAAUGGCUAGUCUUGUGGAAGCUUAUCCAAAAUUAGUCAGAAAGGAGACACUACUUGAACCACCCGAUCUCAAGUUUUUCCAGAACCAUUCUUCUCAGAUGGCGGCUCUGGAUUAUCUAGUGUCGUUGGAGAGCGAGAUCUUUGUUCCUACAUAUGAUGGAAACAUGGCGAAAGUAGUUGAAGGCCAUCGCAGGUACCUUGGAUUCAAGAAAACAAUCUCAUUGGACAGAAAGAUAAUGGUAGGGUUGAUAGAUGAGUACACUAGUGGAGUGUUGAAUUGGUUUGAAUUUUCGUCUGCUGUUAAAAGAAAACAUAAAGGUAGAAUGGGGAAUCCUUCGACUAGGUUUACAAUUCUAGACAAACCGAAAGAAGAGGAUUACUUCUACGCCAACCCUUACGAGUGUCUGCAGCCACCUCUUAUCAAAAGAUCGGUACAAUAGAAAUGGUGGAGAAAUGUACAGAAAUGUCGAUUCAUUCGUGUCCAAUGUAGGUAAAGUGGCUUCCUAUUUCUUCUGUCAGUUGGAUAUUUUCAUUCAUUUUUUUUUAAAUUUUUUACUAUUGAUUCUCUCAUUAGAUUUUCAACAUGUAGAAAAUUCCCUCAUUUUUUUUUCUUUCUAUUUUAGGGGAUAAAAGUAAGUGAGUUUAAUGGAUACUCAUCCUACAUUCCUACUGACUGUAUUAUUAUUAUUAUUAUUAUUAUUAUUAUUAUUAUUAUAUAUGUUAUACUAUUUUGUAAAUUUGGACCCAAAAGAAUAAGGGAAAAGGGCAAAAGAAUAAGUCUGUGAAUUCUUAUGGAAGACAUGAAAAUUUGAGGGCUUAUUGAUGCCUUUGUCUACAAUUCAGGGACCAUUGUAUCAUUUAUCUUUUAUAAUAAUAAUCUAUAUUUGGUUAA